Molecule: messenger RNA, 2754 nt
Organism: Motacilla alba alba
Lineage: Eukaryota; Metazoa; Chordata; Aves; Passeriformes; Motacillidae
Gene: TMEM222
Product: transmembrane protein 222
Exons: 6
Coding region: 39-587 (182 amino acids)
Source: RefSeq, a predicted model, not a curated record
GCCCCGCCGGAAGUGACGCGCUGCGGGCGCGCCCGGGCAUGGCGGCGGCGGAGCCCGGCAUGAAGCAGUUCAAUGGCGGCGGCGGCGCCGCGCCGGACGCGGAGCGCGGCCGCUUCCCGCACUGCGUGGUGUGGACCCCGAUCCCCGUGCUGACGUGGCUGUUCCCCAUCAUCGGCCACAUGGGCAUCUGCACCUCGGCCGGCGUCAUCCGCGACUUCGCGGGGCCCUACUUCGUGUCCGAAGACAACAUGGCGUUUGGGAAGCCUGUGAAGUACUGGAAGCUGGACCCCAGCAAGGUCUGUGCCUCUGGCCCCAACGCGUGGGACACGGCCGUGCACGACGCCUCCGAGGAGUACAAGCACCGCAUGCACAACCUUUGCUGUGACAACUGCCAUUCCCACGUGGCUCUGGCCUUAAACCUGAUGAGAUACGACAACAGCACCUCCUGGAACAUGGUGAAACUGUGCUUCUUCACACUCCUCUAUGGGAAAUAUGUCAGCGUAGGGGGGUUUGUGAAGACCUGGCUGCCCUUUGUCCUCUUCCUGGGGGUGAUUGUCACCGUGGUUCUCACCCUGCACCUGCGGUGAUGGCAGCCCUGGCCUCCCAAUGCCUGAGCACACCAAGGAAGAAACUGUGACUGAUCCAGCAGGAUGGAGGUGUGGGACUCUGGGAGCCUGUUCCAGGGAAGGUGGCAGCCCCACUCCAUCGUGACAGCUCGUCUUCGUCUCCUGGAGUUGGCUUCUUUUCCUCCUGUUUCUGUCCUGUCGGUGCCGUCUCCCGCUGUCAGGGAAGCUUCUGCCCUCUCCCUCUCUGCAGCUGGGGAGGUGGGGAUGGGACCAGGAAGGAGAGGGGUGGGCACCUCUGCUUUCAGUGCCAAGCAAAGCCUCAAGGCGAGCUCUGCCUCCUGCAGUGGCACCAGCAGACACACCUUGGGAGGCUCUCUCUGAUCUCCUGCUUUCCUCCUCCUCACCAGAUGCUUCCUCAGAUUCCCUGGCUCUCCAGUUAGGAGUUUUCCCUGUGGCACAUCUCUCCAGCACCACGCGUUCCAGAGGGGAGCUGUGGGGUUCUCCUGGCAGGGUGGGGUGCCCCAGCACUCGGCGCUGGCCCCCAGCAGCAGCAGCAGGAGGCGUCGAGGUGGGACGCUCCCGAGGGACGCUCCGGGGCAGGGCCAGCUGCCCUGGUCCUGCUGGUGAGCCUGGCAAGGCAGGAGAGCUGGAGGGCUGGCUGGGGAACAGCUCAUGGCAGGGUGCACCCUUCAGGAGCCUGCAGCAGCUUGGGGAGGCAGCCCUUCAUCCCUUUCAGCUUGUGCCAGAGAAAAUAUCGCUUCCCUGCUCCUGCCUGGGCUCUCUGUUGCUAAAUCUGGCACUGCAGUGCUCACAAGCCACUCGUUUCCCUUUGAUCCCCGCGCUCCCAGCAGGCAGCAGCUGGGGCAGGGAGCCUGAGCCCGGGGCUGGAGAGCCUCUGUGGGAGCAGCACCCGAGCCUGGAGCUGGGGAGGGGAGGCCCUGGGAAUUGCCUGUCUGGCUGGGCGUCGCAGCAGCAAACCGGGGCCGUGGCUUUCUCCGGGCUGGUCCCGGGUGGUGGCUGAGGGACGGUUCAGGGGGCUUUGGAGAGCACACCUGGGCACAGGUGCUGUGCAGGGACUGCUGCGGGCAGGGUGGCAGCAGCCCGGGCAGGGUGGGCUGUGGGGGGGUGGUCCCGGAGUGCCAGGCAGGAAGGGAGUUUGGAUGUGACCUGGAACCCCCUCUGCAGCUGGGUCUGCUCUGCAGGGGCUGAUUUUGGAGGGCUCUGAGCCAGGGGAAUUGUAAACCCAGCCUGGCUGGAGGGUCUGAGCAGGUCCCUGCUGACUGUGAAGGGGGGAGAAGGGCUUUUCCACUCACACCUUCACUCCAGCACCUGACAGGUUCUGAGGAAUCCAUUUCAAGGAGUUCUUGUGGCCAGCAGGAAAGCUUUUCUGGGGUCCCUGCCAUGUCUGCAGCCUCCUGUGACUGCAGAGCCCACUCACUGUCAGCCUGCUGGUUUCAGACCCCUCCCCAUGUGCCUCUGCCGCUUCCCCGACUCCUCCAGCCACGUGGGAGGGUCGGACCCUCCUCUUGAGCUCGUUUCUGUGCUUUCCCCUUUUCCUCAGUCACUUUUAAACCACCCCUUGCACCUCCUGCUCAUUGCUGUCCCUCUGUCACCCCGUGGUGGCCUUCCCCGUCAGCCAGGAGCUGGAACUGUGUGCAGUGCUUCCCUUCCCGUGUGCAGAGCAGGGGAUGGAGGCUGCCGGGGCGCUGGAAUCCCGAUCGGAGCGAGCCUGGCGGGAAGGACGGAGCGUUCCCGGCUCUGCUCUCCCCCCAGAGCCGCUGCCCAGCGUGCCCGGGGCGAGGCAGCCGCCGGGAGAGAGGAGUGCUUCCCUUGUGCUGGCUUCAGAGUGACCCCCUGGCCGCGGGGCUGGAUCCACCCUCAGCAAUAACCUCGAGCUCCUCUGCCCACCCCGUCCGUGUUUUAUCCAGGAGAAUUGCCAAAGCUGAGACUUGGGGGUGUCAGAGGGCCCCUGACUCCCAAACCCCACUGUGAAAUCCCCUCUCGUUUGCUCCUGAUGCUUUUUACCAGAGCGGAGUUUGGAAUGGCGAGGGCGAGCCCCCAUCCCUCAUCCUUUGUUCCCUUCAUCUCUGCGGGGCGCUGGAUUUCUUUGUAAAUAUUUAAACUCUGCUUCUGUGGUUUCAUAAUCCCGACGGCAGGGAAAUAAACUGAUUUCUGUGGGUAUCUCCAA